Molecule: messenger RNA, 3958 nt
Organism: Dufourea novaeangliae
Lineage: Eukaryota; Metazoa; Arthropoda; Insecta; Hymenoptera; Halictidae
Gene: Plc21C
Product: 1-phosphatidylinositol 4,5-bisphosphate phosphodiesterase classes I and II
Exons: 19
Coding region: 192-3917 (1241 amino acids)
Biological process (GO): phosphatidylinositol-mediated signaling; lipid catabolic process
Molecular function (GO): phosphatidylinositol-4,5-bisphosphate phospholipase C activity; calcium ion binding
Source: RefSeq, a predicted model, not a curated record
CGCGCGGAAGGAUGCUUUUCUGGACCAAAAAUCAUCGUCAUUCUCGUCGUCGUCCGCAUUCUGGUUUUCAACUUGCUUCUUACCUUUGUCACUGGCAUAAGCAGCCUGAAUCGCUUGUUCUUUUCCCACCGUGCCUGUGCUAAGAAGCUGAGUUGUCUGUUCGAGUCUGCUUGUAUUAUCCUACAGACAGGAUGGCGAAUACCAAGACAGCAGGUAGUGUCUUGCAAUUUAGACCGGUGGAGGUCUCCCAGCAGUUACAAGAUGGAGAAAAGUUUGUCAAGUGGGACGAGGACUCUGGUAUAGCCACUCCAGUGACACUGAGGGUUGAUAAGUUUGGAUUUUAUUUGCACUGGGUGGAUCAACACAAUGAAAUGGAAAUGUUGGAUAUUGCUAUAAUAAGGGAUACUCGAACUGGAAAAUAUGCCAAAGUACCAAAGGACCCUAAAUUGAAAUCUCUGGUGACAAUGGGCUCCCAAGACUCUUUAGAGGAAAAGACAGUGACAAUUUGCUAUGGAUCUGAUUUUGUCAACAUGAAUUUUAUUAACUUUUGUACGACACGCGCGGAGAUCGCUCAACACUGGACAGAGCAAAUUUUCCAGCUUGCGUAUAAUUUAACUCUGCUCAACACCAGCACAACAAUGUUCUUGCAGAAAGCACACACCAAACUUACACUAACAGCCGAUAAAUUGGGAAAACUCCCUGCAAAGAACAUAAUAAAAAUGUUUGCACAAAAUAAAGAAGAUCGAAAGCGUGUCGAGAAGGCACUCGAUAUUUCCGGUUUUCCAUCCGGAAAAAACGACGUAAUAUCGUUACAAAAGUUUCAAUUCGAAGAUUUCUUCAACUUUUAUAAGUCUCUUACUCAACGAUCAGACGUUGAGAAGGUUUUCGAAAGCAUUGUAGGCAAUAACAAACGUAGAUUAAUGUCCGUGUCGCAGUUUGUGGACUUUUUAAACAAAACGCAACGUGAUCCGCGUCUGAAUGAAAUAUUAUAUCCUUACGCGAACGAGGCGCGGGCAAAAGAUAUUAUAAGUCAAUAUGAACCAAAUAAAUGUAAUGCGAAUCGGGGCCAGCUCAGUUUCGAUGGUUUCCUGAGGUAUUUGAUGAGCGAGGAUAAUCCGAUCGUUGCUGUAUCAAAACUUGAAUUAUCAGAUGAUAUGGAACAUCCCCUUGCGCAUUACUUUAUAAAUUCUAGUCACAAUACAUACUUAACAGGACAUCAACUGACUGGAAAGAGUUCUGUGGAAAUAUAUCGUCAAUGUCUGCUUGCCGGUUGCCGAUGUGUAGAAUUGGAUUUUUGGAACGGAAAAUUUGAUGAGCCUGUCAUUGUUCAUGGAUAUACAUUUGUACCUGAAAUCUAUGCACGAGAUGUAAUUGAAGCGAUUGCUGAGAGUGCUUUCAAGACAUCAGAGUAUCCUGUAAUUCUUAGCUUCGAGAAUCACUGUAAUCCUAGACAGCAAGCUAAAAUAGCUCAGUAUUGCAGAGAUCUGUUCGGUGAAAUGUUGCUUGACGCACCUUUAGAAUCUCAUAAGUUAGAACCUGGUCAAGAGUUACCGCCUCCAAAUUUAUUGAAACGUAAGAUCAUAAUCAAGAACAAGAAGAAGCAUCAUCAUCAUCAUAAAAAACAUAAAAAAAAGCAGGCGACGCAACCGGCGGAGUCUGAGGAGGGUGUUCAAGAGAACGAAGACAACGGAGUGACGAAUCAAACGGUUGAAGGAGAAAAUGGUCCACCUCCAGAUGUUGUCCUUAAUACUGAAAGUGAUAAUAAUGAUCAACAGAUGGGAAAUGGGGAUAUCUCGCAUCCUCCGAUGUUACAACAAAGACAGGGCAGCAAAGAUAGUGCUCAAGACGAGGAUGAUGACGAAGAAGAAUCGAGUACGGAAGAAGAUGAGUCAAACGUAGAGGAUAUAAAAUUAAGGAUGGGUGACAAAGUGCCUGCGCCUGAUAAAGCGACCAGUGCUAAAGAAACAGAAGCUGGGGCGGAGAUUUCGGCCUUAGUUAAUUAUGUGCAACCUGUUCAUUUUAACAGUUUUGAAUCAGCUGAAAAAAAAAAUCGUAUGUACGAAAUGUCAUCGUUCGAUGAAAAGCAAGCUACUACUCUUCUGAAGGAAAGGCCACUCGAGUUUGUGAAUUAUAAUAAGCAUCAACUAUCGAGAGUGUAUCCAACAGGCACGCGGUUUGACUCCAGCAACUUUAUGCCUCAGGUAUUCUGGAACGCAGGAUGCCAACUGGUGGCGUUGAAUUACCAAACACUCGACCUUGCUAUGCAGUUAAACUUGGGUAUCUUCGAAUACAAUCAGCGAUCCGGCUACCUUCUGAAACCGGAGUUUAUGAGGCGAAGGGACCGACGAUUAGAUCCUUUCGCGGAAUCAACUGUAGAUGGCAUUAUAGCCGGAACGGUUCACAUACACGUGAUAUCGGCGCAGUUUUUAACGGAUAAAAGAGUGGGUACUUACGUGGAGGUAGACAUGUACGGUUUACCAGCGGAUACUGUCAGAAAGAAAUUUCGGACGAAGAUCGUUCCGAACAACGGCAUCAAUCCUGUAUACGAUGAAGAACCUUUCGUGUUUAAAAAGGUUGUUCUACCCGAACUUGCUUCCAUUAGAAUUGCUGCAUAUGAGGAAUCGGGCCGUUUGAUAGGUCAUAGAGUAUUACCGGUGGUUGGAUUAUGUCCAGGAUAUCGACAUGUUGCUCUCAGAACAGAGUGUGGCCAACCGUUAGCACUGGCGAGUCUGUUCUUACACGUUAUCGUUAAAGAUUACGUUCCGGACGGUCUGAGCGAGUUAGCCGAAGCCCUGGCGAAUCCGAUUAAAUAUCAGAGCGAAGUGGAGAAAAGGGAGAAGCAGCUGUCCGUUCUCACGGACUACUCGGAGGAUCUGUCGGAAGACGUUGAUGAUAAGCCGAAAGUUAAUGAGACACCAAGUUCCUCUAAACCACCUGAGGAAACAGUCAAAACGAAGAGACUACAAUCCGUGGGCGAGUUGCCCACGCUCGUGCCUGCAUCUACCAAUGUGCAUGGAAGGCCAUCCAUUGCCGGCGUUAACACUUCCGAUACUCAAGAUAACGAAGAUGGAACGCCAGCAACUCCGGCUCCGGUUGUCGAUACUUCGAUGAAUAAGAGUCCGCUUAACGCUAGCAGCUCCACCGAUGAGAUAGUGGCUGAAUCUUUAGAAAAGCUAAUGGAGAACAAGCUUGUCAGGGAGAAAAAGAUGGAGCUUGAGAAGAAGUUGGAAUCGUUACGAAAGAAACACGAGAAAGAAAAGAUUAGGAUGCAGUCACAGAAAAGCUCGAUCGACAGUGAAAAGCAUAAGUCGAGGUUUUGUGUUAGUCACAAGUUGGUGAAGCGGUUGUCGAGUAGAAACAUCUUUUCGAGCGAGGUAGGACUGAGUACGUUAGCCCUAGCGGAGACCUCGGAGUGUACGGAUCUAGAGAAUCGCGAAGGAAAUGGGGGAGCGCCAAGGGGAUUACCGAGAAGUCAGAGCGAGCGUUUAUUGGCUGUGUGCAAGGCCCAGGUUCAGCAGGAGCGUAUAAAGACUCUGAGAGUUCUUUUCGAGCGGGAAACCGCGGAUGUUAUGAGAAAACUUCAGGCUACUCGACACGGAGAGGUAAAACAGUUGGCAAAGGUACACAAAGAUAAAGCCGAGUUGGAUCGUAUGAAACGAGAGGUCGCGAAGUCUACCGUCGAGAAGGGUGUACACGAGUGUACACGGUUGACGAAAAUUUAUGAGAAAAAGAGGACAGAGCUGGAGCGGCAGCACGAAGAAGUUCGGCAGAGGCUCGAGGAGGAAAGAGCCAAGGUAAAGGAAAGCCUAAUGGCCGAGUACAGUAGUCGUUGCAGUAAAUACGAAAGUGGGGAAUUACCUCUAUCUCCCUCUGGGGGAACCAGCAUGCCGGAAUCGCUCAGUGGGAACACGUAUUGAGUUGAACAAGAUCGACGACCUAGUCUCGAAUGUGAAAUUGC